Striga hermonthica is the source of this 813-nucleotide messenger RNA. Lineage: Eukaryota; Viridiplantae; Streptophyta; Magnoliopsida; Lamiales; Orobanchaceae. The record is from the annotation of a GenBank genome assembly.
AUGGGGAAACACACUGGCCCAUCACUGGCACUCUGCUGGUUUCACAUGCCGAGAUUUGGGCUGCCGGAUUUUAGUCGAGGGUCGAUUGACAGUUCGGCAGCUGGUGGCGAGUCUCCUGGGGUGGGUGGUGUGGUAAUAGAGGAAGAUAUUCAGCAUGAGUUGGAGGAAAUGGAGAAAGAAACUGAUAUAGAUGACAUUUUGAGUUAUAGAUCUGUCGCUGAACGGGAACUAGAGGAUUUUUUGGUAAACUCAUCACCGAGGUAUGGGACCAAUUGUGGAAAUAUUGACAAGUCUGAGGGAGAUGAUCGUCCUACUAGUAAGGCACGAAGCUGGUUGAAUUGGUUGUCUUAUGGGAUGCUUGGAGCUGGAGGAACUGAUGAUUCUGAUAGGUUUUCUGGUGUAAUUUCGGAUGAUGUCAUCAAGGAUAUAUACGAGGCAACAAAAUUCAAUCCUGCGACUGUACUAGUUGGAGAUUCUGCUAUGAUGGAUGAAGUUUACUUUUCUUCUCUAAAAAUCAACAUAUCUGAAAUUCGCACCACGUUCUGGAGCAUGGAGCUGGGGUGUUCCAUUGUUGAUUUGAUGCUCACAGGGAUCUACAUUGAGGGUAGGGUCUGGGAGAAAUCUGCAACUAUUAUUGCUUCGGUCAACUCUGCUCAGAUGUUUGAUCCUGUUAACAAUCAAGCUGUUAUGUUUACAAAAAAGGUCAAGUCCUUGGAUGAGGUUCUUGUAAAGGAGGAGCCUUCUCUAAAUAUCAAAGUUGAUCUCUACCCUUCAAGUUCUGAUUUAAGUUCCUCUGUGAAGGUUUUCUGUUGA